Hypanus sabinus (Atlantic stingray) is the source of this 1223-nucleotide messenger RNA. RefSeq names its product myomaker, myoblast fusion factor (gene mymk). Gene Ontology annotation, cellular component: plasma membrane. The transcript has 6 exons. The coding region runs from base 564 to 1223 and encodes 219 amino acids. Lineage: Eukaryota; Metazoa; Chordata; Chondrichthyes; Myliobatiformes; Dasyatidae. The record is from RefSeq and is a predicted model, not a curated record.
GGCACGAGCCUCCCCUCGGAAAGCCGCCGUACUGACCGCCCGGCGUCGAGGGUCCGCGGCGGGGCGCGGUGCCGGGACCCCCCAGCCCCAUGCCCGCUCUUUCUUUACUCACAGAAUGUGCCUGCGGCUAAGUGAGACAAUGGUGGCGAGCCCCCCUUUGUGAUUUACAGAGCGAGACGGCUCGAAAACGGGGCCUUCAGCCCAUCAUUGACCAACAAAUCGCCGGGCCAGCAAUCGGCUCUGCCCCUAUCAUCACACACCCUCUCUUUAUACUGGCUAACUGCCGUUUUUCCACUCUCAGUUCAUUUGCAGCAUCCCACCCACAGUUGCUGAUCGAUCCUCAAUUCAUCCAGGUCUCUUCAAGAAAACAACACUCAAUUUAUUCUCCCAUGUCUAAUACCUCCCAGAUUCGUCACUCACCCACUGUGGUCAAUUGACCUACUGACCCACGUACCUCUGGGAGGCAAAACAGUUUGUUGAAGCCCACACAUUCACACAGAGAAUGUGAAACCAUCACACAGGCCGUAUCAUUAGUCAGGACUGAAUCCAGGUUACUGGAGCAGAUGGGGGCUGUGAUUGCCAAACUUCUCCUUCCAACUAUCAGCAGUCUGGUCUUUCUCCCAAUCAUUACAAUUGCAGCAAAGCGGAGAUUCCAUAUGGAGGCAAUGGUUUACUUCUUCACAAUGUUUUUCAUUGCGUUUUUCCACGCUUGUGAAGGUCCUGGGCUGACAAUUUUAUGUAUCAUGCGGCAUGACAUUCUGCAGUAUUUCAGCAUUUAUGGCACAGCCUUAUCCAUGUGGGUCACUUUAUUAGCACUAGCUGAAUUUGAGGAACCAAAAAGGUCUACUUUGGUUAUUUUUGGAGUGCUGACAAUGUCUGUGCGCAUCUAUCAAGAUCGAUGGGGCUAUGGAGUUUAUUCUGGACCAAUUGGAACAGCUGUCUUUAUAAUAACUAUCAAAUUUUUGAAAAAAAUGAAAGACAAAAAAGGCCUGUACCCAGAUAAAAGCAUCUACACGCAACAAAUCGGCCCGGGCUUCUGCUUUGGUGCACUUGCUUUGAUGCUCCGAUUCUUCUUUGAGGAGUGGGAUUACAGCUAUGUACACAGCUUCUACCACUGUAGCCUGGCUGCUUCUUUUAUUUUACUUCUCCCGAAGAUGAACUCACAAGCAGGAAAUGCAGGAAAUCCGGUAAAACUGAGUUGCUGCACUCUCUGCUGUGUUUAA